CUGGUGAUCCCGCCAGAGAGCAGUGACCCUCAGAAAGAGGAUGAGCCACUUUGUCUCCAACAUUACAGACAAAGCAUCAUGCUGCAGCUGAUAGAUGAUCUCUCAUACGAAGACGUAAAGAAAUGUUAUCGGGGAUCUGGUUUCAGGGAGCCCGGAGACUAUCCCAGGGAACUCGCGGUACGAGGCGGGGGACAGGGGUGCCGACCCAUCACAGUGCACAAUUGCACACACGUUCACACACCACGGAUAAUUUGGAAACGCCAACCAUGCAUGUCUUUGGACUGGGAAAGGAAACCGGAGUACUGGAGGAAACCCCCAAAGCACGAGGAGAACAUACAAACUCCGCACGCAGGGCAGAGACGGGAUUCGAACCCCCAACCCUGGAGGUGCAAGGCAAACAUGCUAAUCACUAAGCCACCAUGCAUCACAGGACUGUCAGCAAGUACAACUCUCAGUACCACAAACUUUUCCAGAACAUUCCCAAAGAGGAGAUCCUCAUGAAAGUGUACUCGUGCGCACUCCUAAGGGAUAUCUUGCUGCAAGGACGACUCUAUAUCUCCCGCAACUGGCUGUGUUUCUACGCUAACCUGUUUGGCAAGGACAUCAAGGUGGCUAUCCCCGUAGUUUCAGUUCGUCUGGUGAAGAAGCACAAAACAGCUGGCCUGGUCCCUAAUGGCCUCGCCAUCACUACAGACACCAGUCAGAAGUAUGUUUUUGUCUCGCUCCUGUCUCGGGACAACGUGUAUGAUGUCCUCAGGAGAAUCUGCACCCAUCUGCAGGUCAAUGGGAAGAAGAGUCUGAGUCUAAAGCAGUAUCUAGAAGAGCCUGGCUCACUAUCAACUGACGAGUUCCCAGUGGCCAGCGAUUACCCUGCAGUGUUAAAAUGGCGCAGGAAGACUUCAGUUCCAUCCGUCUCCUCCUCUCUACCUGAUCUGUUGGGAAAUUCCACCAGCAGUGCCGGAAAGCCUCCGUUUACUAGUGAAACUCAACUGCAGGAGAGACAUCUCGAGGCUGAGAAUAUUCUCCUGACUGAGCCUGUACCAGAACUGGGUCACAUGGAAUAUCAACUUCUCAAGUUCUUCAUCCUGCUUAUUAUACUGCUGAUUAUGUCAUCCUGUUACCUGGCCUUCCGUGUGUCCAGUCUGGAACAGCAGCUCUCCUUCCUCAACACACAGCCUACCUUACCUAUGAGAGACAGGUAACACAGGUUUAAAAACGGCUUUGCUCUUGUCCAGUGUAGCCAUUAGCAGAUAGAAAAGAAUCACUUAGUGGAGGCUUGGACAGAAUCUUUACUGAUCCACUACUGAGCAACAGCAGAGGAGGGAAAUAUAAACGAUGCUGCUGUCAGCUGUUACCUUCUUGCCUGGACUGAACAUAUUCAACACAUAAAGUAGGUCUUCUGUAUAAGAUACGGGUUCAUAUCACUAAGGAGCAGUUUGCUGAUGGCGCUUGCUAUCGGACUUUUCCACAACGGGAACUCAAUGACAUCAUACACCAGCGAGACCGAGAGACCGAGGACAAUCGGACACACUGUCAGUUCCCUCAACGUUCAUCAAAUGUCAGUCAUUUCAUGAGGCGAGAUUUGAGAUUUGUUUGUUUAAGAGCGAUGUUACACGAAAGGUCUUGGUUUCGGAACGUACGUAGUGAGGAAAUACAUUUCAGGUGAAGACGGAUCCUUUCACCCACAGAAAGAUGGGUUUGUCUUGAACGCACGGAAGAGUGAAACGAUUUAAACGGACGCCGUUUCAGCGUGUAGUCAGGGAUGUGUGUUCUGUCGGUGGUUAAAGAAAGUUUUGUGUGAUUCGGACCGUUUCGUGAAAGCCAAUUCCAAAUUAUAGGGGCAGUAAUGCCACCGAACGGACAUGAAGCAUUUCAUUGUAUGAUUAUAUGCCUGUUAACUUUGCUUUUGAUCGACUACAUUCUGUUGUAGGAAAAAGUUAUAUGUACGUAGUGAUAUACUUGAAAUUUCGGAAGACUUAGGAGUGCUUGGUUUAUUGUAAAUGAAAAGCACAGUUUAAAUGAGAAUAGGUGCAAUUUGCUAUCUAGUACAGAUUUACUGUAUUUAUUUGUGAUAUUUUGUACAGGCACACGGUGGCUUAGUGGUUAGCACGUUCGCCUCACACCUCCAGGGUUGGGGGUUCGAGUGUGUGCUGAGUUUUCAUGUUCUCCAUGUGUUGCGGGGUUUCGUCCGGGUACUCCGGUUUCCUCCAGUCCAAAAACAUGCAUGGUAGACAGGCUGAUUGGCGUGUCCAAAGUGUGUGAUUGUGUCCUGUGGUGGAUUGGCACCCUGUCCAGGAUGUACCCUGCCUUGUGCCCCAAGCUCCCUGGGAUAUGGAUGGGUAUAAGUAUAGAAAAUGGAUGGAUGGAUAUUUUGUACAACAUAUUUGUUGCGUAUUUUUUUUUUCGAGAAGGAUACAUGCUCACAGUGUACAGCAUCGAUUUUUUUUUUAACUGUCAGACCCAGCAGUUAGACAUCAUUGACCAAUAAACAGUUUUAACCUGUU
Molecule: messenger RNA, 2504 nt
Organism: Ictalurus punctatus (channel catfish)
Lineage: Eukaryota; Metazoa; Chordata; Actinopteri; Siluriformes; Ictaluridae
Product: GRAM domain-containing protein 2A
Exons: 12
Coding region: 420-1202 (260 amino acids)
Biological process (GO): regulation of store-operated calcium entry
Cellular component (GO): organelle membrane contact site; endoplasmic reticulum membrane; extrinsic component of cytoplasmic side of plasma membrane
Molecular function (GO): phosphatidylinositol-4,5-bisphosphate binding
Source: RefSeq, a predicted model, not a curated record